AUGGAGCGGCGGCGGCGCGCGUCUCUCGCGCUCGCGCUCAACUUGGCGGCGCUGCUGUUGGCCGCGUGCGCGCUCAGCACGAGCUACUGGUGCGCAGGAAGCCGCAAAGUGCUGAAGCCGUUCUGCACCGGGCCGCUUCCGCUCACACACAGACUCACACACUGCAUCCGGUACAACAGCUCCAGCGCGAACGACAGCCGCCAGGUGCAGUACGUGUGGGAGACCGGAGAGGACAAGUUUGUCCUGAGGAAGUUCCACAGCGGUAUCUGGCUGUCCUGCGAGCAGAACAUGGACCUGAGCGGUGAGAACUGCAGAAGUUUCAUAAAUAUUCCCCCUCCACAUGAGAAAGGGGUCUUGUGGCUGUGUAUCGUUGCAGAAUGUCUGUACAUCCUGCUCCUGGCCACUGGUGGAGUCCUCAUGUCUAUCGAGGUCUGCCAUUUUGGGAACGUCAUUGACGGACUCAAGCUCAACGCCUUUGCCGCCAUAUUCACCGUCUUGUCAGGUCUUCUUGGCAUGGUAGCACACAUGAUGUACACAACAGCCUUUCAGCUCACUGUAAGUCUAGGCCCUGAGAACUGGAAACCCCAAAGCUGGGAUUACAGCUGGUCUUACAUGUUGGCCUGGGGCUCUUUCACAGCAUGCAUGGCAUCCUCGGUGACCACCAUCAACAGAUACACAAAGACUAUCCUGGAGUUCAAGCACAAACGGAGGAACAUGGAGAAGAACCUGAAGAUCAAGCAGCAGCUCCUGGAGCUGGAUUGCCCAGAGCAGAUGUGGGACAUGUAUAUCAGCUCAGUGCCCAGCACAGCCGAAGAGCUGCUGGAGCUGUCCAGUCCGAGCCGUAAGCUGUCCAACCAUGAUAUUGGUGAUCAGCAGGGGGAGGAGUACUGCUGAGGCUAGCCUGGGGC
This is a messenger RNA of Neoarius graeffei (lesser salmon catfish), 908 nucleotides long. RefSeq names its product gsg1-like 2b (gene gsg1l2b). NCBI's taxonomy places the organism in Eukaryota, Metazoa, Chordata, Actinopteri, Siluriformes, Ariidae. Gene Ontology annotation, cellular component: plasma membrane. The transcript has 5 exons. Bases 1 to 894 code for a protein of 297 amino acids. The record is from RefSeq and is a predicted model, not a curated record.